Molecule: messenger RNA, 2521 nt
Organism: Cygnus olor (mute swan)
Lineage: Eukaryota; Metazoa; Chordata; Aves; Anseriformes; Anatidae
Gene: OVOL2
Product: ovo like zinc finger 2
Biological process (GO): regulation of transcription by RNA polymerase II; epidermal cell differentiation
Cellular component (GO): nucleus
Molecular function (GO): RNA polymerase II cis-regulatory region sequence-specific DNA binding; DNA-binding transcription factor activity, RNA polymerase II-specific
Source: RefSeq, a predicted model, not a curated record
CACUUUUUUUUUUUUUUUUUCGCACCCUCCCCUUCCCCUCCCCGCUCCUCGGGCCCGGUGCGGGCGGCAGCGCAGUGCCCGCUCCCCGCCGGGGUUGCGGCCACCGGCGGGGGGGAAGAGCUCCGUGCCGAGCCGUGCCGAGCCGUGCCCCCUGCCCUCGCCAUGCCCAGAGCCUUCCUGGUGAAGCGGCGGAGCCCGCAGCCGGCCGUGCGGAGCUGGGCUGGGCUGCCCGACGAGGAGCGAGCCGACACCUACAUCCCAGGCGGCAUCGGCUGCGUCCUUCUCGGCUACGAAGACAGCUGCAGCCUGGAGAGCAGCGGCAGCAGCGGGACGAGGGACGCCGAGCCCAGCGACCCCCCCACGCCGCAGCCGGCCCCCGCAGACCUGGGCACGGCCGGGGGGAUGCUGCUGGACCUGGCUGUGAAGCGCCCCGUGGUCAGGUCGAAAAUCAAGUUCACCACGGGCACCUGUAACGAUGCGACGGUGCACUCCUGCGAGCUGUGUGGCAAGGGCUUUCGCCUGCAGCGCAUGCUCAACCGCCACAUCAAGUGCCACAGCCAGGUGAAGAGACACUUGUGCACCUUCUGCGGGAAAGGCUUCAACGACACCUUUGAUCUGAAAAGGCACGUCCGGACCCACACUGGAAUUCGUCCUUACAAAUGUGAGGUUUGCAACAAAGCAUUUACCCAGCGGUGUUCCCUGGAAUCCCACCUUAAGAAGAUUCACGGGGUGCAGCAGCAAUAUGCCUACAAACAGAGGCGAGAUAAACUUUACGUGUGCGAGGAUUGCGGCUACACCGGCCCCACGCAGGAGGACCUGUACCUGCACGUCAGUAACGUUCACCCUGGCAGUGCUUUCCUGAAAAAAACCUCAAAAAAACUCGCGGCAGUUUUGCAAAACAAACUGAGCCCUGUCCUGCAGAGGAACUCCAAAGACGACGACAAGGAUGAAUAACACAGUGGAUUACAGUGGGCUGCAGGAAUGAAGUUUACAUGUAGGACUACAUAUAUAUUAUUAUUUUUUUUAAAAAACAAUUUUGGAAGAAAUCCCUGAAAGAAAAGGGAUGCUUUUGUUAACGGGACUCUAUUGAUCCUGGCAGAACCUCAACUUGAAAGAAAUAUUCCCACACGUGAUGCAAACAUUUGUCUGGUCAAAAAAUGGAAAGACUGGAAGGGGCUGUCACCUAUUUGAUGGAGCAUUUACUGAACUGGCAUUCAGGUGACCUGCUUUGUUUCAGCUCUGCUACGCAUCCGAAUGGCUGCUGACCACUCAGUUCACCGUUCCCCAGUGCCUUUCUUAAAGACGACAACAGUUACCUCCUGUAAAAAUUGCCUUUGAGAGGUUUGGGUGAGAGGGGCCACGUAAGAGCAGCUACGAGUACAUCGUUCUCAUGUGCAAAAAUAAUUAAAAUGGGCUUACAAACAGGAAUACAUUGUAUCGGUACCUACGUUUAAAUGUGCAAAUAACCUUAGCUCUGACCCCCCGUGCAGUAAACUAAUGAUUUCCAGAACCGUGACCCAAGGCGAGAUGAAACUUUAUUUAAAAAGGACGCGGAACAUUUUCCCCUCCUAAACUUUCUCUUCUAGCAAGCGACAUUCCAGGGCAGCCUUACGGUCACGUUCUAGGUACUUUAAGCUGUGAACUCAUUUUAUCAUAUUUAGAUUUAAGUGUGUAACCUUAACUCUGACUUCCCUGGACUUGUUAUGCAUGCUUUGGGGAUUAUUACCACAUUUGAUUAUUACCACAUUCUCUUAACAUACAUCAAUAUCAAGCCAGAAACUCAAAGAAAACACUUUAAUGACUUGAAGAUUUAUAUUUUCUGUCACAUUGAAAUGCAUUUUUGUGUGUAUUUUAUGGUGUGCAUGUGUGCGUGUGUUGUUUUUUUUUAAUUUUUAAAAAUCAGGUGCCUUUAGUUAGUACAACAGAGCUGCGCAAUGCAGUUAAGAGCACAACUUAGGCUGUCUGCCUCACAAGAUCAAUGCAAAACUAUACGCAUGUAUCUGGCCCCUCAUGUGUAAUCACCAUCAGUUUAAAUGGCUCCUGGUGAGACUGAUGCUACCAGGGAAGAAGGUGGUGAUGAUGAUGAGGGACUGGAGCGAUGCCUUUGUUGUUUUCAGACUCCCCUUCUAUUCCUGCUCCAGCUCCUGUUGACCUAGGACAACCGAGAUGGUAGCGCUAUAGGGACCAUCAAGUGCAAAUUCAGGGAUUAAAAAGUAAAAAAAAAAAAAAAAAAAAAAAAAGUAGAGGUGCUGUAACUGUUGUUGCUGAAACUUCCUGACACUUUAAACCUCUUCAGAAGUUGCUGCAGCCCUUCCUGGGCACUUGGGUGUCUAAGUUAGGAAAGUCAGGGUGGGGUGGCAACUUCCUCAGCAAUCACAGGUUAUGCUGGGCCAAGCACAUGUUAUUCAUCUGUCUCAUGUCUUAAUGGACACAGCUGCUAAACAGGUUUUAAUUAACUUAAAUGCAUCAUAAUUAAUGGUGUUCAUUUUUAAAUGCCCCCAAAGUCAUUUGUGUUUCAAAA